AUGGCUGCAUCAAUAAUGGAUCAGAGGGGUGUGAAGUCUGGCUCAUCUUGGAGAUGCCAUGCUGCGGCGCGAGGCGCGGAUUCCGGAAGCGAAGGCGCAACCGAAAGCUGCCUUCCCGCUUCCUCCGGAGCCUUUCCCUUCUCCCCGCCCACGGGGACCUCUCCUUUUUCCGCUUCCGCCUCCCCCUUUUCCGCCCCUGGUUCCCGAUCGUUUCCCCUUGACCCCACGCUUGCAAUGCCACCGCCCUUCUUUCCGCCAUCGUACCCGACUCCGUUCUUCGCGCCGCACUUACCGCCGCAUUUGCCUCCGCAUAUGCCGGCGUGCCCGAAGCAACUCGCCAAGUGGCAAAAACAGGCCUCCGUUCCCGUCCCCGUUUCAUCCGCCGCAAUUCGCGCCGCCCAUCGCGGCGACAAGCUCCCCCCGCCGCCCGGAAAUAUGCCAAUGGGAAUGCUCGGGGGUCCCUGCUCCCCGUAUCCCAUGCCGGUGAGUUACGGCGGAGCUUACGGUGGGUUUUACGGGCCAGCAGAUAUGGCAGCUGCGGGAAGGAAUACCGCUCAAGCUGGUCCCGCUGCUGCGGCGGCGGCGGCAGCGCCGAGAGCAGCAGGGCGGAACGGCGUUCCCGCUCGACCCAAUCUGCCCUCCGCUCCCUCCGCCCCGUCCGCCCUGUCCGCCCCUUCCGCUUCCGCCCGUCCUUCCCCUCAGCCUGCUCCCGCCGCUCCUUCCGCUUCCAGCCCUCCCUCUCGUCGCUCCGCUAUUUCUCCUCCUUCCUCUUCCUCUCCUCCUUCCGCUUCUUCCGCCCGUUCCGCCCUGUCCGCGCCCUCCGCCCCCCCUCCAUCCGCCGCUCUCGGGCCCGCACACCCUCCUCCCCGCGCGUCUUCCGCGGGUCCCCCUACAUCCUUCCCCCGCUCCGCCGCUGGUGUUUCCGCUGGCGCAGCUCCUGCGGGCGCAGCUUCCCCCGCGGGCGUGCAGGGCGCGCGGAACCACCCGCCCAUGCACUGGCGCGUUGCGCCGCCUUCAGCCGCCGCGUCUAUGCCGAUGGGCUACUUGACGGCCAUGCCCGGAAUGGCCGGCAGUUCUGCCGGCCAGAGCCUGCCGGCGCAGUAUGGAGCCCUGUACGCGGUAGAAGCUUCCCCGUUUCUUCCAUUCGGGCCGCAUGAGGGGGCUUUUGCCUUUGCGCCGAUUAUGGGCGCGGGGGGCCUGGCGCAGGAGCAGGGAGGAGCGGAGAUGGCGGGGAUGGGGAGCCUACCGCAAGGGAUGGGGGUGAUGGGGGGGAUGGUGGGGAUGGGGGGAAUGGUGGGCAUGGGGGGAAUGGUGGGGAUGGGGGGAAUGGCGGGCAUGGGGGGAAUGGUGGGGAUGGGGGGAAUGGCGGGCAUGGGGGGAAUGGUGGGGAUGGGGGGAGGUGAGAUGGGGAGCAUGGGGGGUUUGCAAGGGUUUCAUAUGGUGCAGGGCAUGCAAGGCAUGCAAGGGAUACAAGGGAUACAAGGGCUGCAGGGACAACAAGGGGUGCAAGGCAUGCAGCGAGUGCAGAGCAUGCCAGGCAUGCAAGAGUUGCAGGAGAUGCAGAGGCAGCAAGCUAUGCAUGGGGCGCAUGGGUUACAAGGUCUACAAGGCAUGCAGAGCACGCAAGGGCUACAGGAGUUACAAGCCAUGCAAUGUAUGCAAGGCAUGCAGGGAAUGCAGGGAAUGCAUGCGUUUCAAGCGAUGCCACCGAUGCAUGGCAUGCAAACACAACAGGGAAUGCAGAGCAUGCAAGCAAUGCACGCCAUGCAAGGCAUGCAGGGGCUGCAGGGAAUGCAGGGGAAGGAGAAGCAGCACGGAAAGCUGAAGCGGGGCGAAGGCAAGGACAAGGCGGCCCACCGCUACCGCGGCGUGAGGCAGCGGCCCUGGGGCAAGUGGGCGGCUGAGAUCAGGGAUCCAGCAAGGGGAGUGCGGUUGUGGCUGGGGACAUACGAUACAGCAGAGGACGCUGCUAGAGCCUAUGACGCCGCCGCCCGCACCAUACGGGGCGCCGAUGCUCAGACAAACUUUGCCGACCCAAACCCCCCUGCUGCUGCUGCUGCUACUGGUGGUGGCGAUGUUGCUGGUGGUGCUGGUGUUCCUGAUGCUGCUGGUGAUAAUGGUGCUUCUGCUGGUGGUGGUGGUGGUGGUGGCACGGCAUCUGUAGCUACUUGCGGUGGUGGUGUUGCGGGUUCUGUUGCUGCUGGUGUUAGUGCUCCUGGCACCAGUAGUGUGGCUACUGACGCUGGUGAUGCUGCUGGUGCCACGGUUGCUGCUACAGGUGCUGCUACAGUUGCUGCUAUAGGUGCUGCUACAGCUGCCUGCGUCAACGGCAUGUCUCCGUUUCUGCGCACCAAGAGGAACAGCAAGGCGCAUAAGUACAUGCAGGAGUACUGCAGUGACACUGAGAGUUUCGCAAGCGAAGUUGCAUCGGAGCUCUCGGAUUGCAACAAGCUGCUGGCCGCAGGUGCUUCAGGUCUCAUUCCCACCAUCCCAAACACAGCAUACUCUGUCAAAAUCCCUGCUGCUGCUGCUGCUGCCGCUGCUGUCAGUCCAGGUUCACGGCUCCUUCAGGAGUCGGAGAAGGCUGAAAAGGCAGAGAGAAUGGAGGGCAAUGGUGUUUAUGGCACAGGUGUACGUGAGCAAGGUGCAUCAGCCAUGCUGACAAAGCUGGAGCAAUGUCAAGAUGAUCCUGAUGCCCCAUGUCAAGAUGUUGAUGCUGGCAUGUGGGCUCUAGACAUGCCUCUAUAUAUAGAGGCAGGCGACGAUGGCAUGGAUAGUAUUCUAUGCCCAUCCCCAAACAUCGCAUUUGGACCUAUCGCCUUCCGCGUUCCCCACGCUUCUCCCCACCGUCUCUCACACACCUCCCCACGCACACGCCCACGCUUCCCCUCACCGUCGCCCACGCUUUCCCCCAUCGUCGCUCACGCUUCCCCUUACCGCCGCUCACGCUUCCUCCUGCCUUCCCCCACGCUUCCCCACACCGUCGCUCACGCCUUCCCCCACCUUCCCUCACGAUUCCCCUCUCAUCACCCACGGUUCCUCCUACCGUCGCCCACGCUUCCUCCCACUAUCACCCACGCUUCCCCCCACCGUCACCCACGCUUCCCCCCACCGUCGCCCAAGCUUCCCCCCACCGUCGCCCAAGCUUCCCCCCACCGUCGCCCACGCUUCCCCCCACCGUCGCCCACGCUUCCCCCCACCGUCGCCCACGCUUCCCCCCACCGUCGCCCACGCUUCCCCCCACCGUCGCCCACGCUUCCCCCCACCGUCGCCCACGCUUCCCCCCACCGUCGCCCACCGCCACCGUCGCCCACCGCCACCGUCGCCCACCGCCACCGUCGCCCACCCCCACUGUCGCCCACGCUUGCCCUCCCAUCGCCCUCGGUUAGACUUCCCGUCGACCUCCCUUCUCUCCCACCUCUCUCCACGUCCCUCUCACCCACCCUGGGCGGGGAGGUAUGGCGAGCUGGGCUGGGAGCUGGGGAAGGGGUCGUGACUCGUUCGCUGUGGAGUGUGGAAGGGUGCGUGGUCAGCAGCACCCACCCUUCUCUCUCUUGCACUGACCUCCUCUCCUCUCUCGCACCAACCCCACACGCAUGGCAGGUGGUGGUGCGGCUUUGGAGCAGAGUGUUUGGCGCACAGCCAGGGCAGCGCGUGCAGGCGGGCAGCAAGGAGUGCAUCGUCCUCCUCUCCCUCUCCCUUCCUCCCUUCCUCCAUCAUCUCUGCCUCACUACCCUCUUUACCCUCUCUGUUGCCCGUCCUCCCUUCCUCCCUUCCUCCAUCUCUCUGCCUCCCUACCCUCUUUACCCUUUCUGUUGCCCGUCCUCCCUUCCUCCCAUCCUUCUUUCCUGCCAUUCUUCCUCUCCUCAUCCUCCCUCGAUCCAGUCCCCCUUCCCCUUUCCAUCUCCCACUCUCCCACUCCCUUCCUCACGCCAACCCUGCUCCUCCGUUCCACCCUUCUACCUUCCCCCUUGUACCCAGCCGCACUUUUUCCUCUCAUCCGCCCAUCAUCUUAUCCGCCCAUCAUCUCAUCCGCCCAUCAUCUCAUCCGCCCAUCAUCUCAUCCGCCCAUCAUCUCAAUCGCCCAUCCUCUCAUCCGCCCAUCCUCUCAUCCGCCCAUCAUCUCGUCCGCCCAUCAUCUCAUCCGCCCAUCAUCUCAUCCGCCCAUCAUCUCAUCCGCCCAUCAUCCAUCCGCCCAUCAUCUCAUCCGCCCAUCACCUCAUCCGCCCAUCAUCUCAUCCGCCCAUCAUCUCAUCCGCCCAUCAUCUCAUCCGCCCAUCCUCUCAUCCGCCCAUCCUCUCAUCCGCCCAUCAUCUCAUCCGCCCAUCACCUCAUCCGCCCAUCAUCUCAUCCGCCCAUCCUCUCAUCCGCCCAUCAUCUCAUCCGCCCAUCAUCUCAUCCGCCCAUCAUCUCAUCCGACCAUCAUCUCAUCCGCCCAUCAUCCAUCCGCCCAUCAUCUCAUCCGCCCAUCACCUCAUCCGCCCAUCAUCUCAUUCGCCCAUCAUCCAUCCGCCCAUCAUCUCAUCCGCCCAUCAUCCAUCCGCCCAUCAUCUCAUCCGCCCAUCACCUCAUCCGCCCAUCACCUCAUCCGCCCAUCAUCUCAUCCGCCCAUCAUCUCAUCCGCCCAUCACCUCAUCCGCCCAUCAAUCCAUCCGCCCAUCAUCUCAUCCGCCCAUCAUCUCAUCCGCCCAUCAUCUCAUCCGCCCAUCAUCCAUCCGCCCAUCAUCUCAUCCGCCCAUCACCUCAUCCGCCCAUCACCUCAUCCGCCCAUCAUCUCAUCCGCCCAUCAUCUCAUCCGCCCAUCAUCUCAUCCGCCCAUCACCUCAUCAGCCCAUCACCUCAUCCGCCCAUCAUCUCAUCCGCCCAUCAUCUCAUCCGCCCAUCCUCUCAUCCGCCCAUCAUCUCAUCCGCCCAUCAUCUCAUCCGCCCAUCAUCUCAUCCGCCCAUCAUCUCAUCCGCCCAUCACCUCAUCCGCCCAUCAUCUCAUCCGCCCAUCACCUCAUCCGCCCAUCACCUCAUCCGCCCAUCAUCUCAUCCGCCCAUCAUCUCAUCCGCCCAUCAUCUCAUCCGCCCAUCAUCUCAUCCGCCCAUCAUCUCAUCCGCCCAUCACCUCAUCCGCCCAUCACCUCAUCCGCCCAUCAUCUCAUCCGCCCAUCAUCUCAUCCGCCCAUCCUCUCAUCCGCCCAUCACCUCAUCAGCCCAUCAUCUCAUCCGCCCAUCAUCUCAUCCGCCCAUCAUCUCAUCCGCCCAUCCUCUCAUCCGCCCAUCAUCUCAUCCACCCAUCAUCUCAUCCGCCCAUCAUCUCAUCCGCCCAUCAUCUCAUCCGCCCAUCACCUCAUCCGCCCAUCAUCUCAUCCGCCCAUCACCUCAUCCGCCCAUCACCUCAUCCGCCCAUCAUCUCAUCCGCCCAUCAUCUCAUCCGCCCAUCACCUCAUCCGCCCAUCAUCUCAUCCGCCCAUCAUCCAUCCGCCCAUCAUCUCAUCCGCCCAUCACCUCAUCCGCCCAUCACCUCAUCCGCCCAUCAUCUCGUCCGCCCAUCAUCUCAUCCGCCCAUCACCUCAUCCGCCCAUCCUCUCAUCCGCCCAUCCUCUCAUCCGCCCAUCAUCUCAUCCGCCCAUCACCUCAUCCGCCCAUCAUCUCAUCCGCCCAUCACCUCAUCCGCCCAUCACCUCAUCCGCCCAUCAUCUCAUCCGCCCAUCAUCUCAUCCGCCCAUCAUCUCAUCCGCCCAUCAUCUCAUCCGCCCAUCAUCUCAUCCGCCCAUCACCUCAUCCGCCCAUCACCUCAUCCACCCAUCAUCUCAUCCGCCCAUCAUCUCAUCCGCCCAUCACCUCAUCCGCCCAUCCUCUCAUCCGCCCAUCCUCUCAUCCGCCCAUCAUCUCAUCCGCCCAUCAUCUCAUCCGCCCAUCCUCUCACCGUCGCCCACGCUUCUGCCUUAG
Messenger RNA from Closterium sp. Naga37s-1, 5937 nucleotides. NCBI's taxonomy places the organism in Eukaryota, Viridiplantae, Streptophyta, Zygnematophyceae, Desmidiales, Closteriaceae. The record is from the annotation of a GenBank genome assembly.